AUGGUCAGUCCGGGAGAUGGAGCCUUAGGACGCUAUGAAUUUGUGGCAGCCUGUGAGGCUCUGUUGGCGGACGCUCCCGGAUGCGGCAACGCAGCUGACCUGCACGAGCUCUUCGAUAUCUUGGAUCCGUGUCUGGGUGAGGUUUGGCGGCAGCGGUUGGAAUAUGGCACGGAACGGGCUGCAGUUUUCCUGGAACGGGUGAGUCUACAGGAGUUCUCUCGGCUCUUGAAGUCAUAUCGCAAGGUUCCGAAAGCGGUCGAUGGGCACACGGCAGCAGUCAGACUGAUGGAAGAACGACGAGGGAUUCCCCAGACCGAGCCAGGGCCAGGUUUGGUGUUGAGCCCUUUGGCUGGGCUGCGUGCCUGGAUGCUGCAGCACGCCUGGAUCUUCCAGGACUUGGAGGCUGGACCCGAAUCGCCAACUGUGCUGAUUCGGAAAUCCAUGGGAUUGCUUUCCGAACUUUGGCACUGUCGCCUACGCUUCGCGUUCAAGGUGGCCUCUGUUGGCAGUGUCUCAUGCCGCGCCAGUCUGACCAUUGACCAAAUGCGGAAGGAGAUUCGGAGGAGCAACGGACCCGUGGUGGAGGGCGCGGUCGGCUUGGCCUAUCGGCGCUGGCGUGGCCGUGCCGGGAAGACGGGGUUCCUUCUGGCCACGGCCGCCGGGGUGGGAGGCUUCAUGGCGGCCUCGCAGCGCUGGGAGUUGAAACAGAUCUCCUCGGAAGAAAUCCUCAAGGCAUUCUUCCCGGGUCCGGCAGCAGAUCUGUUCUCCCGUCUUCCAGCGGCCAUCGAAACGCUGCAGGGCCGCCUGGGAUCUGAUGAGCUGUACAUCGAGGAAAAAGUCGAAGGAUUUGCCAUGUUGCGACGGCUUAUUGACCUGUCCUGUUCGCAACGAAAGCCGUACAGUGAAGCAAGGGCUCUGCUGGAUCAGCAGAGUAACGUUUCCAUGAAAGUGCCGCCUGAAGAGUUGACGGAGGGUCUUCAGCUGUUGCCCUAUGCAGAAGCGACCUACGAGGAGCAUCUACCCAGUUUAGCAAGCAACAGCACAGACAUCGCGAAUGCGACGGAAGAGUCCGAAUCAGCUGUUCCACAUUUCUUCCUGCUUCAAACCCUUGAUGGUAAUCCAGCAUGCCUUUUGGUGGUGCAAGGGUUGCUGAUGGCGAUCUGUUUCUAUUUGCUGUUGAAAGCUGUCAUUGACUAUGUGGCGCAAUCGGCAUCGACACGCAUCGAAAACCCCUUUGAGAGCAUCGCAAAAGAUAGCCCAGUCGCUUCUCAGAAAUGGAUUGACUAUUUUGGCUUCGGCGGUGGCAAAGAACUGGGGAGUCUGGAAGAUGCUUUCAGAGGCAGCGGGGGAGGUCUGACUUCCUGCCAGUGGAAGUAUGUCAGGGGCGUGAUGCUGAAAUCCCACCGCCUGCGCCAGACAGGCAUCAAGGAGCAGCGGAAGAGUGCUGAUUGGAAGAUGGUGGAGUUGGUAUCCGUCUCCGUCACGCCUAUCUUCAUCAGCAUCAUGGGGAAUUUUGGGGAAGCCUUCAGGCAACCGAUCCAACUGCUGGCCAUAGCCCUUUCCUUGGUGAGCACGAUUUGCCAGCUCGCUCCCCUUGGACGUGGGGAAGUAAUGCUGACAUACUCUGCAAAAUUGGAGACGCUUUGUUGGACAUACUGGUCUGUAACGGGGCGAUUUGAAGAGGAGCGAAAGAAAAACAUGCAGACGGAAUUGGAAACGGAAGCUGCCAAGUCCGCAAAAGCACAGGGCUACUGGUCAAUGUUCCACCAACGAUUGAGGGAGGAUCGGUCAAACCUACUGAAACGCGUGAAAGAGCAACAAGAAGUUGAGGCUGAUGAUGCCAAUGGUGAUGGGCAUCCAAGCAGGAGGCAGGCCUUUAGCCGUGAACCUGACAAGGAAGAGGUUGAUGCCUAUUUGUCAAGUCCUUUGACCUCCUUGGAGUGUGCGCGUGCCAUGCUCUUUCCAAAAUUUGUGGAGCUUUGUGCAGAGGAGAUGGAGGACUGGGUUGGAAAGCGUCCUGUGUAG
Molecule: messenger RNA, 2025 nt
Organism: Cladocopium goreaui
Lineage: Eukaryota; Dinophyceae; Suessiales; Symbiodiniaceae
Source: the annotation of a GenBank genome assembly